AUAAAACCAACCAAAGCCCUAGUAAGAAAGUUUAAUCAAAAGCCCUACAAAAUUGAUUUCUCUCCAUCACAUUGGCGCCACCCCUACACCACGCCGAUUUCUUCUCCAACGCCGCCGUUCACACCAGCCCUCCGCACUCUGUGAUAAACUGCCGAGAGCAUGGGGAAGGACGGGGAAGGCGGCGAGCAGCCGCACAAGUCUCAUAGGGUUCGAAAAUCUGGAGCUUCCGCCAAGAAGAAAUCCAAGUCGAAGCCGAAUUCAACCGAAGGCCUUUCUAAGGAGCUGCAGAAGAUAAACAACCCUAAGGCAUUUGCAUUCACUUCUUCUAAGAAAGCCAAGCGGCUCCAAUCACGAGCUACAGAGAAGGAACAGAAAAGGCUUCAUUUACCAACAAUUGAUCGGAAUAUAGGAGAACCCGCUCCAUUUGUUGUUGUAGUCCAGGGACCUCCACAGGUGGGGAAGUCAUUGUUGAUCAAGUGUCUGGUAAAACAUUACACAAAGCACGACUUACCUGAAGUCCAAGGACCAAUUACUAUCGUGUCAGGCAAACAACGGAGGUUGCAGUUCGUGGAGUGUCCAAAUGAUAUCAAUGGGAUGAUAGAUUGUGCCAAAUUUGCUGAUUUAGCUUUGCUACUUAUUGAUGGGAGCUAUGGCUUUGAGAUGGAAACAUUUGAGUUUCUUAACAUAUUACAAAACCAUGGAUUUCCCAGAGUAAUGGGUGUUCUUACUCACCUGGACAAGUUUGAGGAUGUAAAAAAACUUAAGAAAACAAAACAACGACUCAAGCACCGUUUUUGGACUGAGAUCUAUGAUGGAGCAAAAUUAUUUUACUUAUCUGGCCUUAUUCAUGGAAAGUACACCAAACGUGAAGUACAUAACCUAGCAAGGUUUAUUUCUGUAAUGAAAUUCCCCCCCUUGUCAUGGAGAGCUUCUCACCCUUACAUCUUAGUAGAUCGUUUUGAAGAUGUCACACCCCCAGAGAAGGUUCACAUGAAUAGCAAAUGUGACAGAAAUGUUACGUUGUAUGGAUACUUACGAGGCUGCAAUCUGAAGAAGGGUACACGGGCACAUAUUGCUGGCGUGGGUGAUUAUCAUUUGUCUGGAGUUACAGCAUUGGCCGAUCCUUGCCCUCUUCCCUCAGUUGCCAAAAAGAAGGGGCUGCGUGAUAAGGAAAAGCUAUUUUAUGCCCCUAUGUCUGGAUUAGGGGAACUACUUUAUGACAAAGAUGCUGUCUAUAUAAACAUAAAUGAUCACUUUGUACAGUUUUCUAAAGAUGACGGAGCUAAUCCAGAAGGGACAGAAAAAGGAAAACAACGUGAUGUUGGUGUUGAAUUGGUUAAAUCAUUGCAGAACACUAAAUAUUCUGUCGAUGAGAAGUUGGAAAAAAGUAAUAUCUCAGUUUUUGGGAAAAAGCCUCACAUAUCUGAGGCUCCAGAAGCGGUUGGUCGGGAUGUGCUAUUGGAGCCUGUAGAUCACUAUGAAUCUGACAUUAAAGAUGAAGAUAGUGAUUCAGAUGAAGAGGAUGAUACUGAUGAUGAAAAUGAUCCGGAAUCCUUAGAGAAAGAUCAUUCGACACAAAGCAACUAUAAGGAAGAGUUUGAUUUGGAUAGGGGAAGGGUGAGGAGAAAAGCUGUUUUUGAAAAUGAAAUGGAUAUUGAUAAUAAGGAUUCUGGUGAAGAUGAUGACUCAGAUUCAAAUGACAGUGAUGAAACAGAAAAAGGCGAUGAAGACAUGCUUUCUGAUUCUGGUUCUUCAGAAGAUAAAGAAGAUGAGAUGGGGAACAUUUCCAAAUGGAAGGAGUCCUUGUUAGAACGAACCUCCUCUAGACGGAAUAUUAAUCUUGAGCAACUUGUUUAUGGGACGUCUGGAUCAAAAUCUUCAGAUGAUAUGAAGGAUGCUGUUGAGGAGGAAAGUGAUGAAGAAUUUUUUAAGCCCAAAGGGGAAGGAAAAAAGAAAUCAAAUGAAGGAAUAAAUGACAACGAUGUUGACAUCGAUGACUGUUCAAAAUUUGUAAGUACUGGAAGCCUCAAGGAUUGGAAGAAUGAGGACUUAAUUGAAAGUAUUCGUGAUCGUUUUGUCACCGGAAACUGGUCGAAUGCAAAAGCGAGAAAUGAACUCUCCGAAGGAACAGUUGGUGAUGAUGGUGAAGUUCUUGGUGAUUUUGAAGACUUGGAAACAGGUCAAAAGUACGAGGGAGAUCAUACAGAUGAUGUUGGUAUCUCCAACAAGGAUGAUGCAUUGGCUGCUGAGGAACGGAAGCUGAAAAAGUUGGCUCUUCGUGCAAAAUUUGAUGCUCAAUACAAUGGUUCAGAAGCUCCUGAUGAAGAAGAAGAUGGCAAAGAUGACACCAAGACUAAUCGUGGUCAAAGCAAUGGAGAUGGAUACUCUGACACGUUAAAGGAGAAAAUGGAACUGCAGAAGCAAACAAACAUUGCUGAGCUUGCCGAUGUUGAUGAAGAUAAACGUGUUGAGAUAGAAGGUUUCAGAACUGGGACUUACCUUAGAAUUGAAGUUCGUGACGUGCCCUAUGAAAUGGUUGAUAAUUUCAAUCCUUUUCAUCCGAUUCUUGUUGGUGGCCUUGCUUUGGGGGAGGACAGUGUUGGAUAUAUGCAGGUACGGUUGAAGCGGCAUAGAUGGCACAAGAAAGUAUUGAAGACUAGAGACCCUAUAAUCAUGUCUAUUGGGUGGAGACGCUACCAAACUGUACCAAUAUAUUCUAUUGAGGACCGUAAUGGUCGACUUCGAAUGCUCAAAUACACUCCAGAGCAUAUGCAUUGUCUGGCAAUGUUUUGGGGCCCACUUGCUCCUCCUCAUACUGGGGUUGUUGCUAUACAGAACUUAUCAAAUAAUCAGGCAUCAUUUAGGAUUACUGCUACUGCUACAGUCCUAGAGUUCAACCAUGCUGCAAAGAUAAUGAAGAAGCUCAAGCUAGUCGGUACUCCCUGUAAAAUCUUCAAGAAGACGGCAUUCAUUCAGGACAUGUUUACUUCAGAUCUUGAAAUAGCUAGGUUUGAAGGUGCUUCUGUUCGAACUGUUAGUGGAAUUCGCGGUCAAGUGAAGAAGGCUGCUAAAGGAGAGAUUUCGAACAAGCCCUCUAAGAAGGGUGGAGGUAAGGAGGGUGCCAUCGUCAGAUGCACAUUCGAGGAUAAAAUUAAAAUGGGCGACACUGUUUUCUUGCGUGCAUGGAUUCAGGUGGAAGUCCCUCGCUUUUACAACCCUCUGACAACAGCCUUGCAGCCGCGUGAUAAGACGUGGCAGGGAAUGAAAACAGUUGCCGAGUUGAGGAGGGAACAUAACCUUCAAGUGCCAGUUAACAAGGAUUCUCUCUACAGGCCUGUUGAAAGGAGGCCGAGGAAGUUCAAUCCAUUGGUUAUCCCCAAGUCAUUACAAGCAGCUCUGCCGUUCGCAUCAAAACCGAAGGACUUAGCUCCACGAAAACGGCCAUUGCUUGAGAACCGGAGAGCUGUGGUCAUGGAGCCUCAUGAAAGGAAAGUGCACGCACUUGUCCAACACCUUCAACUCCUUAAUACCGAGAAGACAAGAAAACGGAAACGAAAGGAGGCGGAAAAGAGAGAGGUGCUAGCAGUAGAGAAAUCAAAGGAAGAGCAGAUCUCGAAGAAGCGACAGCGGGAGGAACGAAGGGUAAGGUAUCGAGAAGAGGACAAAAUGAAGAAGAAAAUCCGCAGGAACCCACAAUCAUGAUCAUGGAUGGGUUGAGUAACCAGAUUUUUGCUGGCUUCAUGUGUUUUACUGAAAUGCAUUGUCGCAAAACCUCUUUUAGUGUCGUUCACUCGGCAGUGUGAAGUCGAAAGCCCCCUUCAUCGAGAAUCAGGCGGACAGGUAAGGCUAAAAGCAACGUUAUAGAAGGCCGGUUACGCUCUCUGUCAUUCUCAUCUGUCUAGAUAUUUGAUGGAUGAUGAUCCAUAUUUCGGUGCACUCUUGUAUACAUAGCGUGAUAGGUCUGGAGAUGAAGGAUUUUUUGUAGAAGCUAUUUUUGAAGACUUAAUUUGGAACCUAUCAUUUUCAUUAGAUGGAGUACCAAAUUAUAAACCUUUGUAGUUUGUACUACUUUUGUAGAGUGCAAUUAUUUGACUACUUUGACUUUUGAUA
Molecule: messenger RNA, 4110 nt
Organism: Salvia splendens (bonfire salvia)
Lineage: Eukaryota; Viridiplantae; Streptophyta; Magnoliopsida; Lamiales; Lamiaceae
Product: ribosome biogenesis protein bms1
Exons: 20
Coding region: 160-3702 (1180 amino acids)
Biological process (GO): endonucleolytic cleavage of tricistronic rRNA transcript (SSU-rRNA, 5.8S rRNA, LSU-rRNA); ribosome biogenesis; maturation of SSU-rRNA from tricistronic rRNA transcript (SSU-rRNA, 5.8S rRNA, LSU-rRNA)
Cellular component (GO): 90S preribosome; nucleus
Molecular function (GO): GTP binding; U3 snoRNA binding; GTPase activity
Source: RefSeq, a predicted model, not a curated record